GUCUUCUUUGCUUUGGGGUUUCGUCUCUCCCCUCUGUAAAUCCAACCCUAAAUCUCUCAUCCCUAUUGCAUGCUCUCUACUUUGGAUGUGUAGCCGUCCAUCGCUCUUCUCCCUCUUCUCUCUCAGUUGAGUGAGAUGGCGAACGUGAGAUCGAGUUUGCCGUCGAGGCUGCGCCAGCUGUUGGCUGGUGAAAGCACAAUCGGUCCUUCUAUCAAAUUGGACUCUGAGCCCGGGAAUUUUCAUCAUUGGAGGCCAUUGUUUCUGCAUUUUGAUACAUAUUUCAAGACGUAUUUGUCAUCUAGGAAUGACCUUCUUCUAUCUGAUAAGAUUGUAGAAGAUGACAGUGCAUUUCCAAAGCAUGCAGUUCUGCAAAUUUUGCGAGUGAUGCAAACAAUUUUGGAAAAUUGCCCUAACAAAAGUUCGUUUGACGGCUUGGAGAAUUUCAAGCUUCUACUUGCAUCCACAGAUCCUGAAAUUGUUAUAGCUGGGCUAGAGACCCUUGCCGCACUUGUCAAGAUAAACCCUAAGGUUCAUGGGAGUGGUAAGUUGAUUGGAUGUGGCUCUGUUAACAGUUAUCUGCUGUCUCUUGCUCAGGGCUGGGGAAGCAAGGAGGAGGGCUUGGGAUUAUAUUCAUGUGUUUUGGCAAAUGAGAGAACACAGGAUGAAGGGCUUUCUUUGUUUCCGCCUGAUGUAGAAAAUGACUCUGACAAAUCUCAGUACAGAAUUGGUUCUACACUUUAUUUUCAGUUGCAUGGCCUUAAUGGUCAAGGCACUAAUGAGAACAGUGAGAAUACAACUUCUACGCUGAGAGUCAUACACAUGCCAGAUCUUCAUCUGCGGAAGGAGGAUGAUCUAUUAUUAAUGAAGGAAUGCAUUGAGCAGUACAAUGUACCUAGUGAGCUCCGAUUUUCAUUGCUGACUAGAAUUAGAUACGCCCAUGCCUUUCGGUCUUCUAGAGUAUGCAGGCUGUAUAGCAAGAUCUCACUUCUUGCAUUUAUUGUGCUUGUUCAAUCUGGUGAUGCUAAUGAGGAAUUGACAUCCUUCUUUGCUAACGAGCCAGAGUACACAAAUGAGUUAAUCAGGAUUGUGCGGUCAGAGGAAAGUAUUCCUGGAACUAUUAGAACUCUUGCAAUGCAUGCAUUGGGGGCUCAGUUAGCUGCAUAUUCUGCUUCUCAUGAUCGGGCAAGAAUUUUUAGUGGUUCGAGCAUGAGUUUCACUGUAGGAAAUCGAAUGAUUCUCCUGAAUGUGCUUCAAAAGGCUGUUUUGUCACUGAAAAGCUCCAAUGAUCCGUCAUCUAUUGCUUUUAUUGAAGCUCUUUUGCAGUUCUAUUUGCUGCACAUUGUUUCAUCCUCAGCAUCAGGGAGUAAUAUCAGGGGGUCAGGAAUGGUUCCCACAUUUUUGCCUCUUUUGGAGGAUUCUGAUCCAAACCACCUGCAGCUUGUCUAUUUGGCUGUUAAAGCCCUCCAAAAGCUCAUGGAUUACAGUAGUUCAGCUGUGUCACUGCUUAGAGAACUGGGUGGAGUAGAGCUUUUGUCUCAUAGGCUACAAAUAGAAGUAAGUAGAAUUACUGGUACAGUUGUAGAGGGUGAUAAUUCUAUGAUAAUUGGUGAAGGCUCAACAAACAGUGAUGAUCUGCUAUACUCACAGAAGAGGCUCAUCAAGGUGCUUUUGAAGGCACUUGGUUCUGCUACAUAUACCCCAACAAACAACACCAGGCCUCAGAACAACCAUGAUAGUUCUUUACCUCACACUUUGUCACUGAUAUAUGAGAAUGCAAAUAAAUUUGGAGGUGACAUUUACUAUUCAGCUGUGACUGUUAUGAGUGAGAUUAUCCACAAAGACCCAACUUGUCUUCCUGCCCUCCUGGAAUUACGUCUUCCAGAGGCCUUUUUAUCAUCAGUGGUAGGUGGAGUACUUCCUUCAUCAAAGGCUAUUACUUGUGUUCCACAUGGACUUGGUGCCAUAUGCCUUAACGCCAAAGGUUUAGAGGCGGUGAAAGAAACCUCAGCAUUACGGUUCCUUAUUGACAUCUUCACCAGCAAGAAAUAUGUCUUGGCAAUGAAUGAAGCUGUUGUUCCGUUGGCAAAUGCAGUAGAAGAGCUAUUGCGCCAUGUUUCUUCCUUGAGAGGGACUGGUGUUGAUAUAAUAAUUGAAAUUGUAAAUAAAAUGGCUUCCCUUGCUGAUAGCAACUUUUCCAGGUCAUCCUCAUUGGAAAAAAUGAAUGGAAGUACUGCAAUGGAAACUGAUUCUGAAGAGAAGGAAAAUGAAGAGCAUUGUUGUCUGGUUGGUUCUGUUGAUUCCAUAGCAGAAGGCAUCAGUGAUGAGCACUUCCUUCAACUGUGUAUCUUUCAUUUAAUGGUUCUGCUUCACAGAACUAUGGAGAAUUCUGAAACCUGUAGGUUAUUUGUAGAGAAGUCAGGAAUUGAAACUUUACUGAGGCUUCUCUUAAGGCCUGGUAUUGUACAGUCUUCUGAGGGGAUGGCUAUUGCUUUACAGAGCACCAUGGUUUUUAAGGGUUUCACUCAGCAUCACUCUACUGCUCUUGCGCGUGCCUUCUGUUCUUCCCUAGGGGAGCACUUGAAGCAAGCUUUGACUGGAUUUAAUGGGGUAUCGGGGUCUUUUCUGCUGGAUCCCAGGGCAAAGCUUGAUGAUGGAGUACUUGCACCACUUUUUCUCAUUGAGUUCCUUCUCUUUCUUGCUGCUUCAAAAGAUAAUCGCUGGGUAACUGCAUUGCUUACAGAAUUUGGAAAUGGUAGCAAAGAUGUUCUUGUAGAUAUUGGAGGCGUACAUCGUGAAAUUUUAUGGCAGAUAGCCCUCCUUGAAGAUGCCAAACUUGAAGUGGAGGAUGAGAGUUCUGGUUCUGGUUCUGGUUCUGCUGAAGUGCAACAGCCUGAAUCUAAUACAAAUGAAAUUGCAGAUCAAAGGUUCAACUCUUUUAGGCAGUUCCUUGAUCCAUUAUUAAGGAGGAGGACAUCUGGAUGGAGUAUUGAGUCUCAGUUCUUUGACCUUAUAAACCUGUAUCGUGAUCUUGGACGUGCUCCUGGUUUUCAACAGAGAUUGGGCACUGAAAGUCCAAACCUGCGAUUAGGAGCCAAUCAGUCCUCUUCCUCCGAUGCUUCUGGAUCUGUUAGUAGAAGAGAAUUUGAUAAGCAGAGAUCUUAUUACACUUCAUGCUGUGAUAUGAUCAGAACACUUAGCCUUCAUAUUACCCACUUGUUUCAAGAGUUGGGAAAAGUGAUGCUGCUUCCUUCUCGUAGACGAGAAGAUACUGUCAAUGCAUCUCCAGCAUCUAAAUCCGUUGCUUCCACUUUUGCCUCCAUUGCCCUGGAUCAUAUGAAUUUUGGAGGUCAUGUAAACUCAUCUGGAUCAGAAGCACCCGUAUCAACAAAGUGUCGCUACUUUGGUAAGGUUAUUGACUUCAUCGACAGCAUUCUUCUUGACAGGCCUGAUUCUUGUAAUCCUAUAUUGCUAAAUUGCUUAUAUGGCCGUGGAGUUGUUCAAUCGGUGUUGACAACAUUUGAGGCUACCAGCCAAUUGUUAUUCGCUGUUAAUAGGGCUCCGGCAUCUCCCAUGGAUACUGAUGAUGGGAAUAUAAAACAUGAUGAAAAGGAAGAUGUGGAUCAUGCAUGGAUUUAUGGUCCCUUAGCUAGUUAUGGUAAACUUAUGGAUCACCUGGUGACAUCUUCCUUUAUUUUAUCUCCAUUUACCAAACACCUGCUUGUGCAACCACUUACAAACGGAGAUGUUCCUUUUCCACGGGAAGCUGAAACUUUUGUCAAGUUGCUUCAAUCAAUGGUGCUGAAGGCAGUACUUCCUGUUUGGACUCACCCACAAUUCACUGAUUGUAGUUUUGAUUUCAUUACCACUGUUAUUUCUAUCAUCAGGCACAUCUACUCCGGGGUUGAAGUGAAAAAUGUUGCUAGCAGCAAUGGUGCUCGUGUUACUGGCCCCCCUCCAAAUGAAACGGCCAUAGCAACAAUUGUGGAGAUGGGAUUUUCCAGGUCUAGGGCAGAAGAGGCUUUGAGGCAAGUUGGGUCAAACAGUGUGGAAUUGGCUAUGGAAUGGUUAUUCUCCCAUCAAGAGGAAACCCAGGAGGAUGAUGAACUUGCUCGAGCACUUGCCAUGUCCCUUGGAAAUUCUGAAGCUGACACAAAGGAAGAUGUUUCGAAUGACAGUAGUCAGAAACUUGAAGAAGAGAUGGUACAACUUCCUCCAGUUGUGGAAUUAUUGUCCACAUGCACAAAGCUGCUGCAGAUGAAGGAACCUCUAGCAUUCCCUGUCAGAGACCUGCUUGUGUUGGUCUGCUCCCAAAAUGAUGGUCAAUGUAGGUCUAGUGUCAUCUCCUUCAUUCUUGACCAAGUGAAAGACUGUAGCUCAGUUUCAGAUGUUAGAAACAAUUCUCUGCUCUCUUCUCUUUUCCAUGUUCUUGCUUUGAUUCUUCACGAGGAUUCAGGCGCACGGGAAAUAUCCUCAAAGUCUGGACUUGUAAAAAUUGUGUCAGAUUUACUUUCACAGUGGGAUUCUGGUUCAGUUGACCAGGAAAAAUGUCAAGUUCCAAAGUGGGUAACAACUGCUUUCCUUGCGCUUGAUAGGCUAUUGCAGGUGGAUCAGAAAUUAAAUUCUGAAAUUGUUGAGCUCCUGAAAAGUGAUAAUGUUGGUAGCCAGCAAACAUCUGUUUGUAUUGAUGAGGAUAAGAAAACAAAGUUGCAAUCCUGUUUUGGAUAUCUGAGACAUAUAGAAAUUCAUGAGCAGAAGAGACUAAUUGAGAUUGCCUGUAGUUGUAUCAGAAACCAGCUUUCAUCUGAAACAAUGCAUGCCGUUCUGCAGUUGUGUGCUACUCUGACCAGAACUCAUUCUAUUGCUGUUUGUUUUCUUGAUGGUGGGGGUGUUAGCUCCCUCCUUUCAUUGCCAACAAGUAGCCUCUUUCCUGGGUUUGACAAUGUUGCUGCUACCAUCAUCCGUCAUGUCCUUGAAGAUCCCCAAACCCUCCAGCAGGCAAUGGAAGCUGAGAUAAGGCACAACCUCGUGGCUAUUGCUAAUAGGAAUUCAAAUGGAAGGGUAACUCCACGUAAUUUCCUUAUGAAUGUAAAUUCAGUCAUUGCUCGAGAUCCAGUGAUAUUUAUGCAAGCUGCUAAGUCUAUCUGCCAAGUUGAGAUGAGUGGUGAAAGGCCUUAUAUUGUUUUGCUGAAAGAUCGUGACAAAGAUAAAUGCAAAGAGAAGGAGAAGGAGAAAGAUAAAACGCAGGCUAAUGAUGGAAAGGUCAGUAUAGGUGGAGUGAUCCUGGUAAGUCCUGGUAAAGUUCAUGAUUCAAAUUCCAAGACGGUUAAAAUGCAUAGGAAAUCUCCUCCAAGCUUUGUCAAUGUGAUUGAGCUCCUUUUGGAUUCUGUUUGUUCCUUUCUGCCUCCCUUGAGAGAUGAUGUAAUGACUGAUGAGCCGCUUGAUGCACCAUCAUCAACUGACAUGGAGAUUGAUGCAGCUUCUGUAAAGGGAAAAGGGAAAGCCAUUGCAACGUUGUCCGAAGAGAGUGAAUCCAGCAGCCAAGAUGCAUCUGCAUCACUUGCAAAAAUUGUAUUCAUCUUAAAACUAUUGACAGAGAUUUUAUUGAUGUAUGCUUCAUCUGUUCAUGUUCUACUCCGGAAGGAUGGUGAAGUUAGUAGUUGUAGGGCUGCUAAUCAAAGGGGAUCCACUGGUUUAUCUGGUGGGGGAAUAUUUCACCAUAUUCUUCACAGAUUUAUUCCCUAUUCCCGAAAUUCAAAGAGAGAGAAGAAAAUUGAUAGUGACUGGAGGAAUAAACUGGCAACCAGGGCGAGUGAGUUUUUGGUGGCAUCUUGUGUUCGAUCUGCUGAGGCUAGGAAGAGAAUUUUUACUGAGAUCAAUUAUGUUUUCAAUGAAUUUUUUGAAUCAGCUGAUUGUUUCAGGCCACCAGGAAAUGAUAUGCAGGUCUUUGUUGAUCUAUUGAAUGAUAUAUUAAUCGCUCGUGGACCCACUGGUUCAUGCAUCUCAGCAGAAGCUUCUGCCACUUUCAUAGAUGUUGGUCUAGUUGGAUCAUUGACACGAUUGCUAGAGGUGCUGGACUUGGAUCAUUCUGAGUCACCCAAAGUUGUUACAGGAGUGGUCAAAGUUCUGGAGCUGGUGACCAGGGAAUAUGUCCAUUCUGCUGAUUCUAAUGUGGUGAAAAAUGAAAAUUCAACAAAACCUUCUGAUCAUAAUCAGUCUGGCAGAACAGAUGGUACUGUUGAUGGAUCACAAUCCAUGGAAAUGGCAUCUCAGUCGAAUAAUGAUUCCAUGGUAGCUGAUCAUACUGAGCCUUUCAAUUCUGUCCAAAACUAUGGUGGAUCAGAAGCUGUCACAGAUGAUAUGGAACAUGACCAGGAUCUUGAUGGAGGGUUUGCUCCUGCUUCCCAGGAUGAUUAUAUGCAAGAAACUCCGGAGGGUAGAAGUGCUCCUGAGAAUGGAAUUGAUAAUAUGGGGAUACAUUUUGAAAUCCAGCCCCAUGUACAGGAAAAUCUUGAAGAUGAGGAUGAGGAGAUGUCGGGGGAUGAAGUUGAUGAAGAUGAAGAUGAAGAUGAAGACGAAGAUGAGGAACAUAAUGAUCUGGAGGAAGAUGAAGUGCAUCACCUGUCUCAUCCUGACACAGAUCAAGAUGAUCAUGAAAUUGAUGAUGAUGAUGAGUUUGAUGAAGAAGUUUUGGAGGAAGACGAUGAAGAGGAUGGGGACGAUGAGGGUGGUGUUAUUCUCAGGUUGGAGGAGGGUAUUAAUGGAAUAGAUGUGUUUGACCAUAUUGAGGUUUUUGGCAGGGAUCAUAGCUUUCCUAAUGAAACACUUCAUGUGAUGCCAGUAGAAGUUUUUGGUUCAAGACGUCAAGGGCGAACGACUUCCAUUUACAGUCUUUUGGGAAGAAGUGGAGAGAAUUCUGCCCCCUCAAGACAUCCUCUUUUGCUGGGACCUGUCUCUGGACGUACAGCUCCUCAGAGACAGUCAGAUAAUUCCCAUGAUAUGGUAGUUUCUGAUAGAAGCUCAGAGAGUACAUCAUCCCGGCUGGAUUCUAUUUUCCGAUCUUUGAGAAAUGGGCGACAUGGACAUCGACUAAACUUGUGGAUGGAUGAAAGCCAACAAAUUGGUGGGUCAAGUUCAGCUACAAUACCACAAGGUCUUGAAGAGUUGCUUGUUUCACAGUUGAGGCGACCAACCCCUGAGAAACAUUCUGAGCAUGAUAGCUCGACAGUAGUGGAACCUCAAACUCAUGGUGAAGGUGGUCAGUUACUGGAAUCAGGAUCUGGUAUGAGGCCUGAGACUCCCAUAGAAAACAAUGUAAAUAAUGAGAAUGCCAGGAUCCCUCCAUCUUCUGUAGCAAUUGACAAUUCUGGCAAUGCUGAUGUGAGACCUGCAGCUAAUGAUUCUGUACAAGGAGCAGAUGCAUUGAGUACACAUUCACAGUCUGUUGAGAUGCAGUUUGAGCAGAAUGAUCCAGCUGUUCGUGAUGUUGAAGCGGUAAGCCAAGAAAGUAGUGGAAGUGGAGCGACUUUAGGUGAAAGCCUACGAAGCCUAGAUGUAGAAAUUGGUAGUGCAGAUGGCCAUGAUGAUGGUGGAGAUAGACAAGGUUCCACAGAUAGAAAUCCUUUAGGCGAUCCACAGGCACCUCGUACAAGGAGGACAAAUGUGUCUCUUGGGCAUUCUACUCCUGCAAGUGGCAGAGAUGUAUCCUUACACAGUGUUACUGAAGUUUCAGAAAAUUCUAGUAGAGAAGCAGAACCAGAUGAGGCAGCUACAGAGCAACAGAUAAAUAAUGAUGCUGGUUCUGGAUCCAUUGAUCCUGCAUUCCUGGAAGCUCUUCCUGAGGAGUUACGUGCUGAGGUUCUUUCAGCUCAACAGGGUCAAGUAGCACAACCUUCAAAUGCUGAACAGCAGAAUACAGGAGAUAUUGAUCCAGAAUUCCUUGCAGCCCUUCCCCCUGACAUUCGAGCUGAAGUUCUUGCACAACAACAAGUGCAAAGGCUUCAUCAGUCACAGGAACUUGAAGGUCAACCAGUUGAAAUGGACACAGUCUCAAUAAUAGCUACAUUUCCUUCAGAUCUGCGGGAAGAGGUUCUCUUAACAUCAUCAGAUGCUAUUCUUGCUAAUCUCACGCCUGCACUUGUGGCUGAGGCAAACAUGUUACGAGAAAGAUUUGCUCAUCGGUAUCAUAACCGUGCCUUGUUUGGUAUGUACCCAAGAACUCGUAGAGGUGAAUCUUCUAGGCGAGGUGAAGUUAUUGGAUCCAGCGUGGAAAGGGUUGGGGGAAGUAUUGCCACACGCAGAUCUCUUACAGCCAAGUUAAUUGAAGCUGAUGGAACACCUUUAGUUUCUGCAGAAGCUCUUCAAGGAAUGGUUCGAUUGCUUCGUGUUGUUCAGCUACCAUAUAAAGGCUCAUUGCAGAAGCUUCUCUUCAACUUGUGUGCUCAUAGUGAAACAAGAACUGCUCUAGUUAAAAUCUUGAUGGACAUGCUGAUGCUUGAUACAAGAAAAACUGAUGGUUAUUCGAAGUCUGUUGAGCAGACUUAUCGGCUUUAUGGUUGCCAGAACAAUGUCGUGUAUUCACGUCCUCAACAUUUUGACGGAGUUCCUCCUUUGGUGUCUCGGCGUGUUCUUGAAACUCUCACCUACUUGGCUAGAAAUCAUCCUUAUGUUGCAAAGAUUUUACUUCAGUUUAGGUUGCCUCUCCCUACCUCGCAAGAGUCAGGGAGUACUGAUCAAGCUCAUCAAAAGGCUUUGAUGAUUGAUGAGCGUCAGGGAGUAUGCAUAUCUAUUGCAUUGCUUUUGAGUCUCUUAAAUCAACCACUGUACUUGAGAAGUAUAGCACAUCUUGAACAACUGCUUAACUUAUUGGAGGUCAUCAUUGACAAUGCGGAUAGAAAGCCCCUCUCAUCUGAUAAAUCUGGGGCAUCUCCUACCGAGCAAACACCAAAUCCUCAAAUUUCAACAUCAGAAAAUGUCGAAACUCAUGAUGCUCCAUCUGAGGCUGCUGCUUCAUCUUCUAAGACUGUUGAUCCUCCCAAACCUUCAAUAUCCAGUGCAGAUAAUGAAUGUGAUGCUCAAAAUGUGCUAAUUGACUUGCCACAGACUGAACUUCGACUUCUAUGCUCAUUGCUCGCUCGAGAAGGCUUGUCAGAUAAUGCAUAUAAUCUUGUGGCAGAGGUGAUGAAGAAGUUGGUGGACAUUGCUCCAAGCCAUUGUCAUCUGUUUAUUACUGAGUUAGCAGAUUCUGUACGAAAUUUGAUUCAAUCUGCUAUGAGUGAGUUACACAUGUUUGGUGAGGCAGUAAAAGCGCUCCUCAGUACAACAUCUUCUGAUGGAGCUGCAAUUUUGAGGGUUCUACAGGCUCUAAGCUCUCUUGUUGCCUCAUUAGCUGAGAAAGACAAGGACUUGCCACUGCUUCCUGAGAAUGAGCGUUCUGCUGCUCUUUCUCAGGUGUGGGACAUCAAUGCUUCUUUGGAGCCUUUGUGGCUGCAGUUGAGUACUUGUAUCAGCAAAAUAGAGAGUUACUCAGAUUCUGCACCUGAUUUGUUAACUCCAUCUCGGACUUCUGCAUCAAGACAAUCUAGUGUAACACCACCCCUUCCUGCUGGAACUCAAAAUAUCCUACCAUAUAUAGAAUCUUUCUUUGUGAUGUGUGAGAAGUUACAUCCUGCACAACCAGGUUCUGGUCAUGAUUUAGGCAUCCCUGCAAUUUCUGAUGCUGAAGAUGCCAGUGCAUCUGCUAACCAGCAGAAAACUGCUGGUCCCAUUUCAAAAGUUGAUGAAAAGCAUGCUGCCUUUGUUAAGUUCUCUGAGAAACAUAGGAAGCUACUAAAUGCAUUCAUCCGUCAAAAUCCUGGGUUGCUAGAGAAGUCAUUCUCACUGAUGCUGAAAGUUCCCCGGUUUGUUGAUUUUGAUAAUAAACGUGCUUACUUCAGGUCAAAAAUUAAGCACCAGCAUGAUCAUCAUCACAGUCCCCUAAGAAUUUCUGUGAGACGAGCUUACAUACUUGAAGAUUCGUAUAACCAGCUGCGGUUGCGAUCAACCCAAGAUUUGAAGGGAAGGCUAACUGUUAAUUUUCAAGGAGAGGAAGGCAUUGAUGCUGGUGGACUUACAAGGGAAUGGUAUCAGCUAUUGUCCAGGGUCAUCUUUGACAAAGGAGCAUUGCUUUUUACAACAGUCGGCAAUGAAUCAACCUUCCAGCCGAACCCCAACUCAGUCUACCAAACAGAGCAUCUUUCAUACUUCAAAUUUGUUGGACGAGUUGUUGGUAAAGCACUUUUUGAUGGGCAACUCUUGGAUGUCCACUUUACUCGGUCAUUCUACAAGCAUAUUUUGGGUGUCAAAGUUACGUAUCAUGACAUUGAAGCAAUUGAUCCUGCUUACUUUAAAAACCUAAAGUGGAUGCUUGAGAAUGAUAUUAGGGAUGUUUUGGACCUUACUUUUAGCAUUGAUGCGGAUGAGGAGAAGCUUAUUUUGUAUGAAAGGACACAGGUGACUGAUUAUGAGCUUAUCCCUGGUGGGAGAAACAUUAAAGUAACUGAGGAGAAUAAACACCAGUAUGUUGACUUAGUUGCUGAGCAUCGAUUGACAACUGCAAUUCGUCCUCAAAUAAAUGCGUUUUUGGAAGGAUUCAGUGAGUUAAUUCCUAGGGAAUUAAUAUCUAUUUUUCACGACAAGGAGCUGGAAUUGCUGAUAAGUGGGCUUCCAGAUAUUGAUCUUGAUGAUUUGAGGGCAAAUACCGAGUACUCUGGUUACAGUGCUGCAUCUCCUGUGGUACAGUGGUUUUGGGAGGUUGUUCAAGGCUUCAGCAAGGAGGAUAAAGCUCGUCUAUUGCAAUUUGUGACUGGCACCUCAAAGGUGCCUUUAGAGGGCUUCAGUGCACUUCAAGGAAUUUCAGGCUCACAGAGGUUUCAGAUUCACAAAGCAUAUGGCGGUCCCAAUCACUUACCUUCUGCCCAUACUUGCUUCAAUCAGUUGGACUUACCGGAGUAUCCCUCUAAAGAACAUCUGGAGGAGAGACUUCUGCUUGCAAUUCAUGAAGCCAGUGAAGGGUUUGGAUUCGGUUAAUACCAAGAAUGGGGCAUCAAAGUUGUCAUGUAGAUAAAAAUACAAUGCACCAACUUUUUGGUUAUAUUGGUGGUUAAUUAAAGGGUUAGGGUGAACAUUGAAUCGACAAAUGUUUAUAUACUGUACAGUCAUAUAUUGGCUAUGGAAAUGGUUGGCGGUUUUUAGACUAGCCAUUGUUUUCAUUCUAGCCAGUGUUUUCAUUCUUCCUUCCCUUUUAUUAUCUUCUUUAUAUCCUGAAGUUUUUAGUUUACCUAGAUAUUUUUGCG
Rubroshorea leprosula is the source of this 11330-nucleotide messenger RNA. The record is from the annotation of a GenBank genome assembly. Lineage: Eukaryota; Viridiplantae; Streptophyta; Magnoliopsida; Malvales; Dipterocarpaceae.